This is a messenger RNA of Vanessa tameamea, 1808 nucleotides long. RefSeq names its product CWF19-like protein 1. NCBI's taxonomy places the organism in Eukaryota, Metazoa, Arthropoda, Insecta, Lepidoptera, Nymphalidae. Gene Ontology annotation, biological process: mRNA splicing, via spliceosome. Bases 184 to 1791 code for a protein of 535 amino acids. Gene Ontology annotation, molecular function: RNA lariat debranching enzyme activator activity. The transcript is spliced from 11 exons. Gene Ontology annotation, cellular component: post-mRNA release spliceosomal complex. The record is from RefSeq and is a predicted model, not a curated record.
UUUCAAACAAUAAAUAAAUAUUAUUAUUACAUUUUACAAUUAGAAUAAUGUUACUUUAUAUAAGUUUACUAAAUUAAGUCACGCCUAGAUCACAUAUUGCUUAUUAUUAAAUCUUGAAACACAGAAAUUUAAUGAUUAAGACAGAAAGUAUAAAAUCAAGAAUACAAAUUUCGUUUUGCAAAAAUGUCAGAGAAGCAGAAAACGCUGGUUUGUGGCGAUGUCAAUGGAAACUUUAAUAUAUUAUUUUCCCGCGUUGACUCAAUAGUGAAAAAAUCUGGAUCUUUCGAGCUACUUCUGUGUGUGGGAAACUUCUUUGGUUCAGAUAAUUCCCAGUUAGAUGCUUAUCGUAUGGGAACAAGAAAAGUACCUGUAACAACUUAUGUGUUCGGUCCGUCAAAUAGUGAACAUGUGCCGUACUACUGUGAUGAGGGAUCAGAAAUAGUUCCAAAUGUAAUUUACAUGGGCAGAAGAGGUAUUUUUACUACUAGUUCUGAUGUCAAAAUAGCUUACUUAACUGGCCUGUCUCGUCGGGAACUUGGUAAAGAUAUACAAAAUUGUACAUUUGAACCGAGUGACUGCAGUGCAGUCCGGGAUGCUUGUUUUAGAGCACAAAGUGAGUACCGAGGUGUUGACAUGUUAAUUACCACACUCUGGCCAGCAGGAAUACAGGAAGACGACUGUCAGAAGGCAGAAGUGGAGCCAGAGAGAUUGUCAGAUUUAAUAUCUUGGCUUUCAAUCCACGUUAAGCCAAGAUAUCACUUUGCACCAUCAUCAGAAAAAUAUUUUGAAAGGCAACCUUAUCGAAAUCAAAGUGUUCAUCAAGACUAUAAAGAGUGUGCAACAAGGUUUAUUGCAUUAGCUCCAGUUGGAAACAAAACGAAGGAGAAGUGGAUAUAUGCCUGUUCCCUUCAACCCAUAACUAAGAUGAGGAUGACGGACCUCCUUCAAAGCACCACAGAUGAAACUGCAUGUCCUUAUAAUCCAGAUUUAUUGAAUCAACAUCAGCCGGGGAAAGUUGUUAGGGUAUCCGGAAAUGGUCAGUUCUUUUUCAAUAUGGAUGCUGCAGACGAUGACCACGGCAAGAGGAAAAGGAAAGGUGGUGACAAUCCAGAACGAAAAAGAAAAGAAUUCGAUCCAGAUACAUGCUGGUUCUGCUUGUCGUCUCCAACGGUGGAGAAGCACCUGGUGAUCAGUGUGGGCAGCCACUGCUACCUCGCACUACCCAAGGGUCCGCUCACGCCCUUACAUGUGCUCAUACUGCCCAUUGCGCACCAUCAAUCCGUUACCAAGGCUCCCGAUGAAGUUGUGGAUGAAAUAGACAAAUUUAAAGAAACCCUGAAGAAGUUUUACGCCUCGAUGGACAAGCUCGUAGUGUUCUUCGAGAGGAACUACCGCACGUCCCACAUGCAGAUACAGUGCGUACCCGUCCCGCCAGCCUGCAGCGACCAGUUACUGGAAGUCUUCCAGGACGAGGCGGGGCUGCACAGCGUGUCGCUGGAGGUGCUGCCGCCCUACACGCGCGUGUCGCAGGUGGCGCUGGCGGGCGCGCCCUACUUCCACGCCGAGCUGCCCACCGCAGACCAGCUGUACGUGCGCACCCGCCAGCACUUCCCGCUGCAGUUCGGCAGGGACGUAUUAUCUAGUCCUCCGAUAUUAAAUUGCGAGGACAAAGCUGACUGGAGGCAGUGCCUGCUGAGUCGGGAGGAAGAGGACUCGCUGGUGGCCGUGUUUAGGGAAAAGUUUAAACCAUUCGACUUCACAGCGGAUACCAGUGACAGUGAUAGUGAUUAAAAUGAAGCAAUUGUAAA